UCCCCUUCCCCUUCCCCUCCCCCUUCUCCUCCUUUUCCUCUCCUUUCCUCCCCCCUCGCUUUUGCAUUUCCUUUGCCAAUCUCUUCAAAACUCCCUCCAAAUAAACGCCCACCCACCGCCCUCUCCUCCUUUUUCCUUCGUUUUUCUCUUCUUCAUGGAGAAGAAUGAAAGGGAAACUCAUGACUUCAUGAACGUGGAAUCCUUCUCUCAGCUCCCCUUCAUCCGUCCCGCCCCUAUCAAAGAAAAGGGUAUUCGUUUAUUUGGCAAAGAGUUCGGUGGUGACUCAGCUACGGCGAGCAACGAGUCAGAGUCAGCUGAGAACAACGAAGACACAACGAAGGAGAACGAGAAUGGGGAUAACAGCAGAAGAUUCGAGUGCCACUAUUGUUGCAGAAACUUCCCUACUUCUCAAGCUCUAGGCGGUCACCAAAACGCUCACAAGAGGGAACGCCAACAUGCCAAACGAGCUCAUCUUCAGUCGGCAAUGGUGCACAACUCUUUAUCCGAUGCUCAUAUUUAUGGCCUCGUUAACUACAGGCUGGGCUCAGCUCCAACGCCAGCCAUGACUUACCCUUCAUGGAACAAUAGCAUUAGCAGUAGUAGCAGUAGGUUUUAUGGGAACCACGGCUCGUUUUCUCAGCCACCCAUCAAUGGCAGCCCACUGGGAUUAUGGAGAAUCCCUGCUACGGUUCAAAGCAACUCAUCUUUCAAUCGUGACCGCUCAUCAUCGCAUCCGUUGCCUUUGUUUGCUGGUGAUGAGUUGAAGCCGUCGCAGGUUGUUGGUGGUGGUGGUUCAAGUUCCCAGAGUCGGUACGUUUAUGAAUCGAAGUCCGGCGUGCCAGACCAUGUGAGUUUGGAUCUACAUCUGUAAUAAUUUGGCAAUAACUUUGAUUUAAACGAGAAAACAAAAUCUUUGCUGUGCAAAAUGAGGCGAUUAUAUAUUCCUAGCACACCAAUCUUAUUCACUUGUUUUUUUUUCUUUUUAACAUCUUGGUUUUUUUAAUUUUUCUUUAGUAUGAUUUCAUAUGUAAAUGAAAUGAUUUACGAGCUCUUCAUCAUUCUCCACAAGCCUAGCUACCGUGUAACUUCAAAAACAUGAGCUGAGAUGUGUACGUUAAAUUUUUAAUCUCUUCUUUUAGCUACUUUGCUCUCUUAGGGUAUAUAUAUUAUCAUUUGGUUA
Molecule: messenger RNA, 1180 nt
Organism: Theobroma cacao (cacao)
Lineage: Eukaryota; Viridiplantae; Streptophyta; Magnoliopsida; Malvales; Malvaceae
Gene: ZFP8
Product: zinc finger protein 8
Biological process (GO): trichome differentiation; response to gibberellin; trichome morphogenesis
Molecular function (GO): DNA-binding transcription factor activity
Source: RefSeq, a predicted model, not a curated record